CUCUCUCUCUUUCUCUCUAAGAUUAAGGUAUAUUUAGAAACAGUAUCACUUUGGAUUAUAUCCGUCAACAUCUCUACGUAUGGGUUGAAUAGAUGACCAGCAACCGGGGACAUUUACGAGUCUUUUUCAUUUCCAGUGCAAGCAAGGAUGAAGCCCAUUUCUGUGUUUGACUGCAUCUCCUUGACAGUGUAUUCCUUCACCUUCCUGCUCGGCCUCCCUGCUAACCUCCUCGUCUUCUUUGUCUAUGUGCGUAAAGCUCAAAAACACGGCGCUACACCUAAUGUGGUCUAUACUAUCAACCUGUGCUUAUCCAAUCUGGUCCUGGUUGCCUGGAUGCCUGUAAAAUCUGCCUACACCGUUCUUGAUAUAUGGAUCCUACCAGAGUUGCUCUGUCCGAUUUACAACUUCUUUGUUGUUGCCUCGCUUUAUGGCAGUGGGCUCCUGCUGACAGCUGUGGCUGUCGGACGUUAUCUGAGUAUUGCUUUUCCCAUCAGCUAUAAACUUUAUCGCCGUGCUCGUACAUCCUGCAUGAUCAGCGCUCUGUUGUGGGCUAUAGUGCUUUUGCAUCUCAGCUUAGCUUUGGUAGCAGAGAAAGGGGCCUACUUUGUGUCUCCGUUCAUGCCAAACACUUCAAAGUGCUAUGAGAACUUUACGCGGGAGCAGUUGGACGUGCUGUUGCCGCUGCGCCUUGAAAUGGCAAUACUGCUGUUUGCCGUGCCACUCCUGCUAUCUGUGUUCUGCACACUGCGCUGUCUAGCGUUGGUCAAACGUUCAUGCCUUUCGGCUGGCAGCAAACGCCGCAUCCUGGCCAUGGAACUAUCAGCGCUCAUGGUCUUUGUGGUAUGCUACACACCGUACAACCUAUCUCAUGUGGUCGGUUUCAUCACGGACAGCAACAUGCACUGGAGGCGUGAGGCCAUUGUCUCCAGCUGCUGCAACGUCUUCCUGGAGCCUGUGGUGAUGCUGAUGCUGUCGCCCUCAAGGCCGAAGGACCUGCUCUGGAAAGUGUGCUCGAAGCAGAACCCCAAACAACACCAGGUGAAGGAAACUCUGGCAACCAAGCAAAGAGCGACGACGUCAGUCAAAGGACAGUUAGAUCCUGAAUCUGUGAAAGCGACUUGAUAAUAAGAAACGAAAGCCGAGCUUCGCAAAGGUAACCGAGUUACUCUUCCUAAAUCCAACAAAGAUGGAGGAUAGGAGACGUACUGGAAUAUCAUGCACCAAAACAUAUAUGCUUAUGGAACUUUUAAAAUGUAUUAUAGAUGCACAAAACAAAGAGAGUAAGUAUUUAUGAAAGGUGCUUUUAAUAUCAAAUUAAUACCAAAGCUUAUUAGGUCUAAUUGGUGGCCUGUACAUAGUCUUAUGCACAAAACAAGUCUCUAAAAGGAUUUAAAAAACUGUGCAACAAUAAAAACAAUAACACAUUUAUACUGCUACAAAUUUAUAUUUAUAUUGCGGUACAUUGAUCCUGUAUCAUUACAGUGUGGGAAAGGGAUAAUAUCAUGAGCAAUGUAAGAUACACAGCAGAAAAUUUUAUUUUAACACAAUGUGUCACAAUUAUUAAUGCUUGCACUAUCCGUUGUUACCCAGAUGAGGACGGCUUCCAUUUACAGUCGUCUCAUGUACCUUUUCCUUGCCAGUGUCGCCUCCAGCUUUCUCAGAAGAGAUACAUUUAAAUGUACAUUUUUGUAAAGCUGCUCUGUGACAAUGUCCACUGUUAACACAAUAUAGAAAUAAAACUGAAUUGUCCUGAAAUGAAUGGAGAAAAAAAAAAAUCGGUCGAAGACAAUUCCCCCCAAAAUAAAAUAAAAUCUAGGGGUACAGCAGAACAGCCAUGAAAAAAGACUGAAAAUAUAUUCAAGACAUGAAUGAACAAGAAGUCCUGUAACUUAAACCGCCUAAAUAAAUCAACGGACUCCGGACAUUAA
Molecule: messenger RNA, 1928 nt
Organism: Tachysurus vachellii
Lineage: Eukaryota; Metazoa; Chordata; Actinopteri; Siluriformes; Bagridae
Product: free fatty acid receptor 2
Exons: 1
Coding region: 148-1122 (324 amino acids)
Biological process (GO): G protein-coupled receptor signaling pathway; response to fatty acid; positive regulation of insulin secretion
Cellular component (GO): plasma membrane
Molecular function (GO): bioactive lipid receptor activity
Source: RefSeq, a predicted model, not a curated record